AUGGCUGACAGAUACUCCUUUUCAUUAACGACUUUCUCCCCAAGCGGUAAGCUAGUUCAAAUUGAGUAUGCGUUGAAUGCCGUGAAGCAAGGCGUAACUACAAUUGGUAUCAAGUGUGACAAUGGUGUUGUUUUGGCCACUGAGCGUAAAACUACGUCGGUACUUCAGAAAAAUGAUGUCAAUAGCAAGGUUGAGUAUAUAACGCCAAACAUUGGAAUGACAUAUAGUGGAAUGGGUCCAGAUUUCAGAGUGCUUGUGGAUAAAGCACGCAAAUUAGCGCAAUCGAAUUAUAAGCUUGUUUAUAAUGAAUAUCCACCGGUGCGUAUAAUGGUUCAGGAGAUAGCUAAGGUAAUGCAAGAAAGUACACAAUCUGGUGGUAUAAGACCAUUUGGAGUCUCUUUGUUAGUUGGUGGCUAUGACGAGUACCUGCAGAAAUUUCAAUUAUAUCAAGUUGACCCCAGUGGGUCAUACUUUCCUUGGAAAGCUACCGCAAUUGGUAAAACUGCUAAUAGUGCAAAGACUUUUCUAGAGAAAAGAUGGAAUGAGAACUUACAGUUGGAAGAUGCCAUACACGUUGCAUUAUUGGCGUUGAAGGAAAGCGUGGAUGGGGAGUUGAUUGGUGAGAAUUUGGAUAUUGCAGUGAUUAGUGACCCGCAACAACAAUUAUUGGGAUUCACAGGAACAAAUGUAGAAGGACCAAGGUUUAGGAAGCUAGGCGCCGAAGAGAUCAACGAUACUUUGGAUUCGUUGUGA
Messenger RNA from Lodderomyces oxycetoniae, 753 nucleotides. It is a transcript of the gene PRE8, whose product is annotated as proteasome core particle subunit alpha 2. Gene Ontology annotation, cellular component: proteasome core complex; proteasome core complex, alpha-subunit complex. Bases 1 to 753 code for a protein of 250 amino acids. The record is from RefSeq and is a predicted model, not a curated record. Gene Ontology annotation, biological process: ubiquitin-dependent protein catabolic process; proteasomal protein catabolic process. Lineage: Eukaryota; Fungi; Ascomycota; Pichiomycetes; Serinales; Debaryomycetaceae. The transcript is spliced from 2 exons.